Molecule: messenger RNA, 3775 nt
Organism: Sturnus vulgaris (Common starling)
Lineage: Eukaryota; Metazoa; Chordata; Aves; Passeriformes; Sturnidae
Gene: TSN
Product: translin
Biological process (GO): RNA metabolic process
Molecular function (GO): single-stranded DNA binding; RNA binding; sequence-specific DNA binding
Source: RefSeq, a predicted model, not a curated record
CGGCGUGGCGCGGUCAGGCGGUGCGUUGGGCAGCCGCGCGCCGGCAGCGCGGAAGGCCCCGUGGGCGGGAAGCGGCGGCACCAUGUCGGUGAGCGAGAUGUUCGCGGAGCUGCAGGGAGCGCUCGGCCAGGACCAGGACAUCCGAGAGGAGAUCCGGAAGGUGGUGCAGGCACUGGAGCAGACGGCGCGGGAGAUCCUGACGCUGCUGCAGGGCGUGCACCAGGGGCCCGGCUUCCAGCACAUUUCAAAGAAGUGUCAGAAAGCUCGUGAGCACUUUGGUACGGUGAGGACACAGAUGGAGUCUCUGAAGACCAAGUUUCCUGCUGAUCAGUAUUACAGGUUUCAUGAGCACUGGAGGUUUGUGCUACAGCGACUGGUGUUCCUGGCAGCAUUCGUAGUCUACUUGGAGUCAGAAACAUUAGUGACCCGAGAAGCUGUUGCAGAAAUACUUGGGAUUGAAGCUGAUCGAGAACGGGGCUUUCACCUGGACAUUGAAGAUUAUCUUUCUGGUGUAUUAACUCUGGCCAGUGAGUUGGCCAGGCUGGCAGUGAACAGUGUCACAGCUGGGGACUAUUCUCGCCCUCUCCGCAUCUCAACCUUUAUCAAUGAGCUGGAUUCUGGCUUCCGCCUGCUCAACCUGAAGAAUGACUCCCUGAGGAAACGCUACGACGGCCUGAAAUACGAUGUCAAGAAAAUUGAGGAAGUGGUUUACGACUUGUCAAUCAGAGGACUCAAUAAGGAGGCAACAGUUAGUGCAUGCGGGGAGAAGUGAAGGAUGCUCAUUUGAACAGCAUCAUCAAUUACCUCAGAUGGUUGCCAGUUUAGGAAGUACCUAGAGAAGCCUUCCUUCAGUAGUUUAGAAGAACUGCAGCUCAAAGCUGCUCUCUAUUUUCUUACAAAAGGUGUAGUACAGGUGUUAGAUGUUUUGUAAAAUCAUGUCUAGAUUGGGACAGGAGACUCUGUUUCCAGUGGAAUUCCUCUGUCAAACACAUGGUGCCAUUCUCUGCACAGCAGCAAUAGUAGUCAGUAACUCUCAUGAGCUGAGAUUCUCAGUAGUUCUGUAGUGCUGCUGUGGCUGUCUCUGCUCCCACACCCUCAGAGGUGUGUGCACAGCACACAGCUCAGUGCAGACACAUGGGAUCUUUUAAGAAACACAAUGUGUAAAUACUGACUUUUUUUUUAAGACUUUUUUUUUUCUUUUUAUUUCUUAAAUUUUCACCUAUGUAAGUUGAACAAAUUUGCAUAACUGUUUAUGAACCAGAUCCAGAUCUUUUUUAAUGGUUUCUGUUAAUGUACUCCCUGGAAUUGAGAAAUUAGUGAAAAUACUCCUGAGAAUUCCUCUAUUGGAACUGGUGUCUGGCACCCUGGCAUCUCAUAUAUUUUUACCUUUCUGCCAAGAUUUCAGUUACCAGGGAGAGCAAGGUUUUCUUAGACACCUGCUUUCUCUGUCUGGUAUUUGUUUUACUGGCAUGAGUAAAUGCAGAGUUUUAAAUGAUGAUUUGCCUUGAGAACUCAGUGUAACCAAUUUUUAUGUUUUCUUAAUUUCCAAGUUUUCUGAAUAGAGAAGUGUAAACUGAUGAACUGCAGGUGGUGCCUGAGUUGUAACAACCUGUACAGGCCACAACUAUGCCUGUGUCCUGGGAUUAAAAAAAAAAAAUCACAAAACUAUAGUUUGUGUAGUAAAAUGUUUCUAUCUCCAGAAAUGGGGAAGUUACUGCUUUCAGGUAAGUGUGUAAGAUGUUUGCAAACACCAACACCCUCUUUCAUGUGCAUAAGUGGACAGACUCAUGCCUCGCCAUGCGCUUGUUCUCUUGUCCUAAAAGACUUUUGAGUUUUGCCAUUCUCCUACUUCUGGUGGUGCAGGAGAGUUAAGGAGAACAGCUAACGUAGGAGGAGGAAUACUUCAGAGGAUAAAUGGGAACAGUCAAGUUUGUGAGGUUUGUUAGCAUUUUGGUUUCUUGGUGAAGGUUUACCAGAGUAAGGGGGUUGUUUUGUUUAUUGGAAGAAAAUGUUUUAUUGGUUAUUUUGGCCAAUAAAAGCUGUUCUUUGAUUAUGGCCACUUGGUACCUCUGUUUGAUCAUCUGCUGUUAUUUGCUUCCCUUGCUGGGAGCCUGCUCUGGAAUACCAGCAUUUCAGUUCAUCCUUCAGCUGUCCUUGGACUAUAAUGGAGUUCCUGCCCUUCGCUGUAGUUGUUCAGUGGUGCACUUCUAAAUACUGCCAAGUGCAAAGUCAAACUGCAAACAGAUUUCAUGGGCAUUUUUCUUAAAAUAUUUUUUAAUUUUGAGCAAUUUCACCAAGUAAAAUAGGAGAGCUAUGGAGUUUAUUCUUAUGAAUCCAAGAGAUGGCAAGAUUAUCUUAAGAGCAUCUCAUAGUCUUUCAUGUUUUCAUCCUUUGUGUCUUAUGUCACUUAACACAGGGAGAUGGCAAUAUCCCCCUUUCACAGCUGAAGAAAAUGAGGGUGUAACUUCCUGAGCCCUGUGGCAAUAUAACAGCUUUCAAAGUAUUUCUUUGUUCUUGCCCUGUGCCAGUGUUUGCUCAUUUCUCGACUUAACACUGUGGCAGUGGAGGAAGGAAGGAGCUUGAGCCAGUUUUACUGCCCAAACCAGAGAUGAGGGGUAAACCAACACCCUAAGGCUAUGCAGACACAGCUGUGCACUUCAAGGUCACACAGGAAAUUCAUGGUAGCAGGGGAAUAGAGAAGGGUUUCUUGAGCAUUAGCUUGGUGUGUCUCAGGUUAGAGGACUCCUGGCAUGGGAUAUGAGGCCACGUGGCAGGGCAGCUGCUGGUUAAGGCUUUGUGCUGACUUACGUCCCAGGUGCUCCAGUUGCAUUUGGUCAUGCUGCAGGUCUGCUUCCUGACACGGAUCCUGUGUGCCUAACACAGCUGUUCACUAGAUCCCAGAUCAGCCAGCUCUUGCUGGUGGGUUCUGAGACCUAGUGGAGAUGAAACAGUGCUGUGCCACAGGUGCAGGUACCAUGGGAGGGACAACUGGAAGAGCAAGGCUCUUACUUAGGGCUUACAGAGGUGCAAGGUGUGGAAUCCUUCUAUCUAAGGCUCUGUGAAGAGCAAGUGCCCAAGAAAGAGACACUCAGUAUUGUGUUCAUGGAGGGUGUUCAGCAAACACCUCGUUCUUUCCUGUUCUAGGUCUUGGGAGAGCCUAGCAUCGUCCUCUGGGAAAGCACUUUGCAAGAGUCAGGCUACACGGCUCAUUCUCAGACUGGGUCUGGAGAAAAGAAAACCACUAACUUUCUCCUUAGGAAGCAGUAGGGGAAGAUGGGGGUGCUUUUGUAGCUUCCUCUGCACCACGAUAGCCUGUAGGACCUUGUGACUUUGACAAGGAGUCUUCACAUUAGUCUGAUACUAAAUGGUAAGUUGUGUUCCUGUCCCAGAGCUGGGAGUAGAGGGAAGAAGGGAAAACCCAGAAGGACUUGAAUAGGGAAGGGGGAGCAGGGAAUGGCAGUCAACUGCAAGACGCUUGAUGGCUCAUGGUGAAUCAGAUGCACUUCAACUCUGAACAAGUGACUCCUGUUGGUACUGAAUGGAUGGCGAAGACUGUGCUGGCAGCUGGGAGGGGAGUGAGUCAGCGCAGGAGCACUGGAGAGUCUGACUCAACACCCAGCACGGCUGUUCCCUGAGCUACUUCAGCCUCAAGUGUGUUCCUGGGAGUGCUCUCUUGCUUCGUCUUUGUAUUCACUAACUUGUUUGUUUGGAUUUUUCCCAUCUUGAUGUCAUUUCUGUGUGUUUUCUUUAUUUCAGUAAAAAGGGUACUUAAAUA